This is a messenger RNA of Sparassis crispa, 1038 nucleotides long. Its product is annotated as Methionine aminopeptidase 1. Gene Ontology annotation, biological process: proteolysis. Gene Ontology annotation, molecular function: metalloaminopeptidase activity. The record is from RefSeq and is a predicted model, not a curated record. Bases 1 to 1038 code for a protein of 345 amino acids. The transcript has 12 exons. Lineage: Eukaryota; Fungi; Basidiomycota; Agaricomycetes; Polyporales; Sparassidaceae.
AUGGUGGUGUAUCAUAACACGGAUGCGAAUUGGAAAACACACAAGCUAAUCCAUGAUAUCGCAACUCCUCGCCAGCCUCGCCUAGACGACCCCAACAUCAACAAAAAUGGGACGUUCAACCCCUUCGGCAGCUUCAGCUUCACGGGAGAUCUGCGUCCGGUAUAUCCUCUGACUCCAAGACGUGAAGUUCCCGAACACAUUGUGAGGCCUGAUUAUGCUGAAGAUGGGAUACCGACGUCGGAGAGCAGACGGGCCGGCCAACCUCCGAAAAUCCUGACCGAGGAGGAACAGGAGAAGAUGAGGACUGUCUGCAGACUAGCGCGUGAAGUGCUUGACACUGCUGCAUCCCACAUAAAACCUGGCAUCACCACUGACGAGAUUGAUGCGAUUGUGCAUAAUGCUACGAUUGAGCGCAACGCCUAUCCAUCUCCGCUGAAUUAUCGUGGCUUCCCGAAGUCUGUUUGCACAUCUCUCAACGAGGUAAUUUGUCAUGGUAUUCCCGAUCAGCGGAGGUUGCAGGAAGGGGACAUCAUAAACAUUGAUGUAACAGUUUUCUACGAUGGAUUUCACGGCGAUCUCAAUGAAACAUACCCUGUCGGUAGAGUAGACGAUGAUUCCAAAAAGCUCAUGCGCACAGCCCGUCGAUGUCUCGACGAAGCCAUCGCGCUCUGCAAACCAGGGGCUCUCUUCCGCGACCUAGGCAAGACGAUCGAGCCAAUUGCACGCGGGAACAACUGCGCGGUCGUGCGCACGUACUGCGGGCACGGCAUCAACGACCUCUUCCACCCAACUGCCCCCAACGUUCCGCACUAUGCCAAAAACAGGGCCAUCGGGACGAUGAAGCCAGGCAUGACCUUCACCAUCGAGCCGAUGGUCAACUUAGGACAUAACUGGGACCUGGUGCAUUGGCCAGAUGACUGGACUGCGACCACCGUUGAUGGCAGACGAAGUGCGCAGUUUGAAGAAACACUACUAAUCACGGAAUCCGGUGUGGAGAUCUUGACUGCGGGAAAGAAGAGGGAAGAUUUGUAUGACUAG